Molecule: messenger RNA, 771 nt
Organism: Salvia hispanica
Lineage: Eukaryota; Viridiplantae; Streptophyta; Magnoliopsida; Lamiales; Lamiaceae
Product: protein DEEPER ROOTING 1-like
Biological process (GO): regulation of growth; gravitropism
Source: RefSeq, a predicted model, not a curated record
AUGUCUGAAAAUGAGUUCUUGACAAAUAAACCAAACCUAACACCAAUCAUCUUUGCAGAUCAUAACAAGAAAGAGCCACCGAAGGAAGAGUUCAGCGACUGGCCCCACGGCCUACUCACCAUCGGGACUUUUGGAAACACAGCCCGAACAGACAGCAAGGAAGAAAUCCAAGCAGCAGAGGAGCAAUGCUCAUCUCCUGAUCUCUCAGAAUUCACAGUUGAGGAAGUAGGGAAGCUGCAAAAGGAGCUAAAGAAGCUCCUAACGCGAAAGCCAGCUGCUGAGGAGCAGCCGGCUGAUCUCCCAUUGGACAGAUUCCUCAACUGCCCUUCUAGUUUGGAAGUGGACAGGACUAAUUCAAACAGGUUCAGCACGUACUCAGGCGACAAAGAUGAGGAGGAGAUUGAUCGGACGAUCAGGAUCAUCCUAGGCAGAUGCAAAGAUGUGUGUGAGAAGAAGAAGAAUAAUAAGGCAAUCGGGAAGAAGUCCUUAGCCUUCCUUGUCAAGAAAGUCUUUGCUUGCAGAAGUGGCUUUGCCCCGGCUCCUAGCAUUCGAGACACUCUUCAAGAAUCAAGAAUGGAGAAGCUUAUGAGGGUAAUGCUGACCAAGAAAAUGAACUCUCAAAAACCUUCAAGAAUGGCAUCAAAGAGAUGCAUAGAGGAUUACAGGGCGAAAUCCGAGGCAGACGAAGAUCAAGAAUCGCGCUAUGAGGGUGGAGAGGGAUCAUCUAAAUGGGACAAGACUGAUUCUGAUUUUAUUGUGCUAGAGAUUUAG